AUGGAAGGUUUUCUGGUGGGCGCAGCAACAGGGGCACUCAAGGCUGUCACUGUGAAGCUAGCAACUUUGCUUGGUGAUCAAUUCAAGAACAUGAAAGAUGUGCGAAAGGAGAUCAAGCCUCUCUUUGAUGAGCUUAACUACAUGCAUGCCUUCCUCGAGAAGAUGUCAGAGGAGGAGAAUCCUGAUAACCAAGACAAGAUAUGGAUGACAGAUGUGAGGGAGAUGUCAUACGACAUCGAGGAUAGUCUCGAUGACUUUAUGAUUUGUAUUGAUGAUGACAAAUCUGCUAAGAAGAAGAGCCUAAUGAAGAAGUGUACAAAGUUGCUGGAUAAGAUGAAGGCACAUAAACGGAUCUCCAAGGCGAUACAGGAAUUUAAGACACAUAUCAAGGAGGUGGGAGAUAGGAAUCACAGAUAUAGGACUGGUGUGACGACCACCAAGGAUUCACAUGAGAUGAUUGAUAUUCGGGCUCAGGCUAUCUUUAAGGAUGCGUCAGAGCUUGUGGCCAUUGAUGAACAAAAGAAUGAGUUGAUCAACUUGUUGAUAGAAGAUGGAUCUUUAUCUCAGCAUCAGGUGAAGGUGGUCGCCAUUGUUGGACUUGGUGGACUAGGGAAGACAACACUUGCGAAUCAAGUGUAUGAGUCACUUAAGGAUAAAUUUGACUUAUCAUUCUCCUUGACUCCUCACAUGUUGGAAGUGUUGAGAACUAUUCUCCUUGACAUUAGCGGGCAGGAGUACACCGGAGAUAUGCAGCAUCUUAUGAGAAAGAUAUCCGAUUUCCUUCAAGAUAAAAGGUACCUCAUUGUUGUGGAUGAUUUAUGGGAUUCGGAAUCGUGGGAAGCCAUUCAAAAUGGUUUUAUAAAAAAUAGUUGUGCCAGCAGAAUCAUCAUAACCACACGUAAAAUUGAAGUAGCUCAAUCUUGCUGCACUUUACGUCGGGGUCACAUAUAUCAAUUAUGUCCUCUUAAUCCAGAGAACUCAAGAAAGUUGUUCCUGAAGAGAAUAUUUGGUUCAGAAGAGGGAUGCCCAUCAGACCUCUCUGAAGUUUGUGAUGACAUCUUGAAAAAAUGUGAUGGUUUGCCUUUGGCAAUUAUAGCAAUAGCUGGCUUGUUGGCAGGGAAAGCACCAACUGUAGAUGAAUGGAACAAAGUUCAAUGUUCAUUUGGUCAUGCACUUGAAAGGCACUCGGAUGUCAAUAGAAUGAUACAAAUAUUGUCACUGAGUUAUUUUGACCUUCCUCCUCACCUAAGAAGUUGUCUUCUGUAUCUAAGUAUAUUCCCAGAAGAUUAUGAGAUUGGAAAGGAUCGAUUGAUACUGAGAUGGAUUGCUGAGGGAUUCGUUCAUGAAGAGCAUGGGUUCACCCAAUAUGAGAUUGGGGAUAGGUGUUUCAACGAGCUCAUAAACAGAAGCUUGAUUCAGCCAGUGGAUUCAGGUUUUUUUGAUGUGAUUUGCUGUCGGGUCCAUGACAUAAUUCUUGAGUUCAUUCUGUCCAAGGCUGUGGAAGAGAAUUUUGUAACUCUGUUUGGCCUUCCUAACAUAAGAGUUCAUCCAGAUAGGAAGAUUCGACGGCUCUCUCUACAGGACAGGAAUGAGGUCAGUGAUGCCAUAGUAGGCUCACGGGAGAAAAUAAUAUAUUAUCAUGUCCGUGCAGUUGUGGUGUUCCCUGGAAGUCUUGAUAGCCUCCCUUCUCUGCAGAAGUUCAAGCAUUUGCGUGUUUUGGAUUUAGAAGACUGUAAGAGACUACAAGCCCACCAUCUGACACAUCUAGGCAGGUUAUUUGCAUUGAGGUACUUGAGCUUUCGUAACACAUUGAUAGAUGAGCUUCCUGAAGAAAUUGGAGAGCUACAAUAUUUACAAACACUAGAUAUAAGGGGUACUCAUAUAAAAGAGCUGCCAUCCAGUGUUGGCCGCCUUUCACGGUUGGUCACUCUAUUAUGUGAUCCCAAUGUGCAGCUGCCAGAUGGAUUUGGGAAGAACAUGCAAGCAUUGCAGCAGUUGGUGGGGUCCAUCAGUGUCUGCUGUCAGUCACCUAGCUUUGCACAGGAGCUUCGUCAGUUAAGAAAUCUACGGAUACUAGAGAUAUGGUUUGAUGAUGUGGUUAGCGAAGAUUUGGUGUCAUCUCUGUGUACACUUGGUACAGGAUGCCUAAAUUCUUUGACUAUAAACGCUUGGAAAGUGCCCAUGAAAUUGGUGAUGGAGCCCUGGAGCCCCACUCCUCUCGGCCUCAGGAUACUUAAAAUCCAAUGGAUUUUUGUCCCAAGGGUACCUAGAUGGAUCGGUUCACUUGAUAACCUUCAGGAUUUGAGACUCUCAGUUGAGCAACUCGGGAUGGCAGACUUUGGUUUGCUCGGGAGUUUAAACGCUCUUUCCAGCCUCUGUCUCUCAGUAAAGAUCAAAGUUGCUGACAGAUGGUCCUCCUCCCAAGGAACACAACGGAUCAAGAUCAACGGCACACAUGGAUUCCCAUCCUUGAGAAGGUUCCUAGUCGGUUCAAAAUCCUGUGCAUUUGGGUUGUUGUUCGAAGGUGGAGCCAUGCCAAAGCUACAAGAGUUGUCUCUCUCAUUCAACAGUGACAUAACAGGGUCUCUCACCAAUGGAGAGUUUGAUUUUGGCAUCCAGCAUCUACCCUGUCUUGCUCUCGUAGGAUGUUUCUUCAGGAAAUAUUUUGAUCCCGACGACCCCGCGCGGGAAGCCAUUAAGAAAGCGGCCACAGCCAUCAUCCAUCCGCGCUCACGGACUGUGCGGGAGGCUGUCGUGCGGUCAACAGUCAACACCUUCUUGUCCGAGGAUGACAUUGCUACCAAAAACCUGGAUCCAGGUGUCGAUUCUAGACAUGCCCGUGCAGUUUCAGUGUUUCCAGACAGUCUUAAUAGCCUCCCAUCUUUGCAGAAGUUGAAGCAUUUGCGUGCUUUAGAUUUAGAAGGCUAUGGAUUCAGGAACAUGCAAGCCUUGCAGAGGUUGCAAGACAUCACAGUAUGGAGUCAGAUACCUAACUUAAUGCAGGAGCUCUGUCAGCUAAGAAAUUUACGGAUACUGAGGGUGUGGACAGAUGUGUUUACCAAAGAUUUGGUCUCAUCUCUGUGUAUACUUGGUACAGGAAGCCUAAAUUCUUUGACUGCAGGAACCAACGAAGAGUCCAUGAACUUCGUGAUGGAGCCAUGGAACCCCACCCCCAUCAGCCUCAAACGACUUGAAAUAUUGGGUAUUCAGCUCCCGAGGAUCCCUAGAUGGAUCGGCUCACUUGAUAACCUGCAGCUUUUGGGGCUCAAUGUUGACCAACUUGGGCCGGCAGAUGUUGGUUUACUCGGGCGCUUAAGCGCUCUGUCUAACCUCUAUCUCUGGGUAAUGAUUGAAGUAGCCGACAGAUUAUCCUCUUCUCAAGAAGCACAACGGGUUAAGAUCAGUGGCGCACAUGGAUUUCCUAGCUUGAGAAUGUUCCGAGUUGGUUCGAUUAACUGUGGGUUUGGGUGGUUGUUGGAAGCUGGGGCCAUGCCAAAGCUACAAGAGCUCAAUCUCGAGUUCAGCAGAGAUAAAACUGGGUCUCUCACCAAAGGAGAAUUUGAUUUCGGCAUCCAGCAGCUCCCUUGUCUUGCUAUCGUAAGAUGUGACCUUGGUUACUUUAUAAAUGCAAACUAUGAGCCCGAGCACCCCGCAUGGGAUGCUGUUAAGAAUGCAGUCAGUUCCAAUCCUAACCAUCCCAGGUUGUAUCAUGGGUUGUAG
Miscanthus lutarioriparius is the source of this 3720-nucleotide messenger RNA. Lineage: Eukaryota; Viridiplantae; Streptophyta; Magnoliopsida; Poales; Poaceae. The record is from the annotation of a GenBank genome assembly.